Molecule: messenger RNA, 1401 nt
Organism: Saccostrea echinata
Lineage: Eukaryota; Metazoa; Mollusca; Bivalvia; Ostreida; Ostreidae
Exons: 9
Coding region: 108-869 (253 amino acids)
Source: RefSeq, a predicted model, not a curated record
CUGUGAAUGUACGGAAGUUUCGCGAAAUCUAUGUAAACAAAAUAUCGAACCAUCGUUUUGUGUAGAUUUUCCAGCAUUGUUGGACACUUAGAGACAACUGAACCAAAAUGGCAUCAAAGUAUCCUACAGGUGGAUACCAACAGCCCCCUCCCUACCAAGGGGCUCCCCCUCCCUACCAGUACCCACAGGCUGGGCCAAGUGUUAUAAUACAACAAUAUGGUCAAUAUCCCCCUACGCCAAAUACAACAGUAAUAGUUCAGCAGCAGCAUAGACCGCCCCCAACAAAUCAUGGUCUGCUUGGAUCCCUGGGAAAGGAUUUGAACAGACUUGGUGGAUUUAUUCAGAAGGAACUAGAUGCUGCAGGAAACAUGAUCAGAACUGAGUAUCACCAACACAAUUAUGGACCUGUUCUUGAGAACUUUGUGACUGGUAACCAAAUACAGUUGGUGUCUAAAUCAAGUGGACGGGCCCUCCAGAUUGUCCAGUCUUCAUCUGGUCAGCUGGUGGUAGAUGGUAUGGGAGUUAUUGGACCAGAAGUUUUCAAUGCUGUAUGGACUGUGAUUAAUGAGGGAAACAAUCAAGUUCGCCUCCACAACAACUUCAACUACCUGGCCAUAGUCAAUGGACACACUGUUGUUAUGCAUGUGCCUCAGGGCAGCCAUCUUGGGAUAGAGACAAAGUUCAUGUUAUUGUUAAAGGGACAGAACUUUGUGUGUUUGGAAUCCUGCAAGGAGAGGGGUAAAUGUGUGGGGAUACUGGGGGAUGGAACCCUGAAGCCUGCAGCUGCCUGCUCUGCCAAUGAUGAUCAUGCCAAAUUUGGAGUCUACUUUGCUAGUACUCCAUUCUCUAAAUACCCCAAACAGAAGUAACCUGAGCAAUGACAGAGACCUACACAUUUCAUAGAAGCACGUGUGAAUUCUUCUUGUAGUCUGACCAGUCUGUAGGGAAAAUGAUCUGGACAUUACCAAAUAACAAUGUCAAAACAGUAUUCUUUGAAUAUGUAUAUUGCAUAUGUAAAAACUUUAUUAGAGUUUUGAAGUCGAAACUUGAAUUAGAAAUUAAACUGUAUUUUGGAAGUAUGAUGAGAGUCUUAAAUUAUCUAAUUUCAGAACUAUGAAAUGAAUAUCAAUUUGUUUGUUAUAGUUGUUUAUAAUUAAUUUUUAUCAGACCUGUAUUUAAACUUCUUGAUUUACUUGUUAUAGAUUUUUCUGUGUGUCCUACUCUUAUGUGUCGUAAAUAGUACUGUUACUAGAUUUCCUCAUCUUUGUGUGUUGACUAUUUGGCACUGUACAUAUCGUGUUUUUUAUUAUUAUUAUUAUUAUUAUUAACAAAAAGGCCAUAAUUUAAUUUUAUAUUUUACAUUCAAUUUUUGAAAUAAAUAUUGUUUAAACUAAAUGUCAA